UAAACCGUUAUAACUCGGUGUAGCUUGAUGUAAAUAACUGAGACAUCGCGUCCAGCCUCCUUUCAUUCAUCUGCUGACAAAUAUGCUCUUAAUAAUAAGACUAUAAUGAGAGAAGAGAUGACAGCGACGAGUCAGAAGCUUCUUUAAACAGAGAAGAUGGAGGACGAGCUGGGUUCGGAGGAGGACAUCUUGCUGUGGUCAGAGAAGGAGUUCCACGAUGCUGCGAAGAGGAACGACCCCGGGAGAAUGCAGGAACUGAUCAAGAAGGGCGUGGACGUCAAGGCCAAAAAUAACAUCGACCGUAAAGCGCUGCACUGGGCAGCAGGAGCUGGGAACGAACAGGCUCUACGUCUCCUACUGGACCACGACACCGACGUCGAUGAGAAGGACACCUUUGGCAUGAAUGCUCUGCUUCUGGCCUCCUGGUUCGGUCACCUAAAAGUCCUCCAGAUCCUGGUGUCCUGCGGAGCGAAGCUCAACUCUGAAAACAAAGAUGGUCUGAGCAUGCUGCACUGUGCUGCCCAGCGAGGCCACAUCAGAGUGUUGGAGUUCAUCAUGGAGGACCUGGAAGACAUCUGUCUCGACAGAGUUGACAAGUCAGGGAAGACGGCGCUUCAUCUGGCUGCUGAACAUGGACAGUUUGAAGUGGUGGAGUUUCUGAUUGGAAUGGGCUGCGCACAUGGUUUAAAGGACAAGGAAGAGAACACAGCCAUCCAUCUAGCAGCGAGGUGUGGCCACACAGAGGUCCUGCUGAAGAUGGUGGAGACCGGAGUGGACGUCGAUGAGAGAAAUAUAGAUGGUCUCACAGCGUUGCACCUGGCAGCUGAUGGAGGUCACUAUGAAUGUGUCAAACUGCUGCUGGAGUCCGGCUGUAACGCCAACGCACAAACUAAUAGGAACAUGAAUGCUCUCCAUUACGCGGCUCAGCAUGGCUUUGACAGAGAAACCAGUCUGCUGCUGGAGGCAGGAAUCAACAGAGAUGCUGUAGACAAUCAACACAACACAGCGCUCCACCUAGCUGUGUUCAACAACCACACAGAGGUUCUACGGCUGCUAAUAGAUGCUGACUGUGACCUGGACAUCACUGACGGUAGACAACAGAGUGCGUUGCACAUCGCAGCAGAGUACGGCUGGCAGGACUUGGCUGAGAUGAUGCUAAUCUCUGGUGUUAACCUCAAUCUGACUGACAAGCAGGGGAAGACGUGUCUGGAGGUGGCGGCCAGAGGAAACCAAGUCAUCCUGGUCGACAUGAUCAUCAAAGCUGACCGGUUUUACAAAUGGGAGAAGGAUCAGAUGAGCCGUGAGCUGGACUCCUGGGUGGCGAGGCCUCUGAGCUUCAAGCAGGACCACCAGUCAGAGACGCAGCACCUCCGGUCUGUCCUGUGGAGCCUGGCCACCAAGCACCUGUGCCGCGGGGAGUGGAAGAUCCUGGCACAACACUGGGACUUCAGCGACGCACAUAUACGAGCUUUAGAACAACAGUGGACAGGUAUGAAAAGCUUCAAAGAGCAUGGUCACCGAAUGCUGUUAAUCUGGCUUCAUGGAGUGGUGAUGGCUUCGGAGAACCCGAUCAAAGGCCUCUACGAGGGGCUGGUGGAAAUCUCACGGACAGAUUUGGCAGAGUGCAUCCGGCAGAAGGCGAAUGCAGAGACCAGCUCUCCCAAAAUGUGCUCUGCAAUGUGAUCAACACUGUGAGUGAACGCGAAGGUAGUCUCACAUAGCCAAACCUACGUAUCUCCACAGUGCUGUGUCAGCACUAAAGAAAGGUAGUAUCAUUCUGCUAUAGGGGGAAAAAACACUUGUUUGUAUUUCUUUAAAACAAUCACAAUUGUCUUGGGGGGCGCUUACCACAGGAUGCAGCGACGGUGCCCUUGUAAGAUAACACAAAUCCACUUCACAUUCAUCUAUUUAACUGUAAAUGCCCAUGAAAAAGCUUUAUAUCAUCCAUAGCAUGACCUGUUUACAUAGUCACACAUUGAAUAUACCGUGAUUGUUCUGAGUUUAGUUCACAGAUAAUUUAUUUUAGGGUUAGGUAAAGUGAUGGUUGUAAACCUGUAAAAUACCUGGUGAAAAUGUAAAAUAUUAUUUGUUUGUUUAAUGCAUGCAGCGAACACCUGCUAGCACCACU
Messenger RNA from Sebastes umbrosus (honeycomb rockfish), 2128 nucleotides. It is a transcript of the gene ankdd1a, whose product is annotated as ankyrin repeat and death domain containing 1A. NCBI's taxonomy places the organism in Eukaryota, Metazoa, Chordata, Actinopteri, Perciformes, Sebastidae. The coding region runs from base 157 to 1683 and encodes 508 amino acids. The record is from RefSeq and is a predicted model, not a curated record. Gene Ontology annotation, molecular function: protein binding. Gene Ontology annotation, biological process: signal transduction. The transcript is spliced from 15 exons.